Molecule: messenger RNA, 15834 nt
Organism: Cyprinodon tularosa
Lineage: Eukaryota; Metazoa; Chordata; Actinopteri; Cyprinodontiformes; Cyprinodontidae
Product: ankyrin-3-like
Exons: 51
Coding region: 639-14336 (4565 amino acids)
Biological process (GO): regulation of cardiac muscle contraction; signal transduction; protein localization to T-tubule
Cellular component (GO): T-tubule
Molecular function (GO): protein binding
Source: RefSeq, a predicted model, not a curated record
UCCAUCCCAUCCCAGCUAGACGUAACAUGUGCGGCUGCGUGUACACAGAGGAUGGCUCGCUGCUCAGGUGCAGACUUGGGAAACCAGUCAAGCAGGCAACAGGACUUGUCUAUUUAACCAGACACCAGAGCUUUGUGUUGAUGUAGGGGCUUCAGCCUCCUUUUGGACCUGCCACCCUGGAGCUCUAAAUGUUCCUGCAACUAAGCUGAUCUUCAUUUAUUUAUUUAUUUAUUUUUUGUUUUUCUUCACUAGAGGACAAUCAUUUAAAAGAAACGUAUUUUUUUAGAUUUGGUUAAUUCCUUUGGCACCUAAAGCAGUGGAAGAAGCAUUAUUUUCAGAGUGGGAAUUUAAGGAGAUGAAACCGGGAUAGCCGUGCGUCUGCCCUGCUUCAAACUGGAUUACAGCAUAGACACAGUGUGAAUAGCUGCAGAGGAAGAAAAGAAGAGCUCAAACAAAGAGGGAAAUUUUAAAAGUCCCUCCUAGACAAUCACCUCCCUCCACACCUGUGACGGCUUCUCCUCUGAGAAAACGAAGGAAAGGAAAGUAAUUAGGAGCUAAUACAUAAAAAAAAGGGUGAAGUCCAUUCACCCCCCCACCCCUUGCUUCCCACCUGUCUGGAUUAACUGGGCUGGAGCACCAUGGCGCACGCCGCCUCACAGCUGAAGAAAAAGGCGGAUGAGAAUCUCGCUGCAGAAGAUGAGAAGGAGAAAGAGAAGGAGAGAAAGAGGGCAAGGAGGAAAUCGCGUGAAGUAAAGAAAAAGACGGAUGUAAACGCCUGUUAUCUGCGAGCAGCUCGGGCUGGAAAUCUUGAGAAAGCUUUGGAUUACCUGAAGAAUGGGGUCGACAUUAAUAUUUGCAAUCAGAACGGUCUGAACGCUCUCCAUCUGGCCUCGAAGGAGGGCCAUGUGGAAGUGGUGGCAGAGCUCAUCAAGCAGGGUGCCAACGUGGAUGCAGCCACCAAGCAGAAAGGAAACACCGCGCUGCACAUCGCCUCCCUUGCUGGACAGACCGACGUGGUGAAGGAGCUCGUCACAAAUGGUGCAAACGUCAACGCGCAGUCUCAGAAUGGCUUUACUCCACUGUACAUGGCAGCGCAGGAGAAUCACUUGGAGGUGGUUCAGUUCUUACUUGACAAUGGCUCCAGUCAGAGCAUCGCAACCGAGGACGGUUUUACUCCUCUGGCAGUGGCGCUGCAGCAGGGCCAUGACCAGGUGGUUUCCCUCCUACUGGAAAACGAUACCAAAGGGAAGGUCCGACUCCCAGCUUUGCACAUAGCUGCCCGGAAAGACGACACCAAGGCUGCAGCCCUCCUCCUCCAAAAUGACCACAAUGCAGAUGUGGAGUCGAAGAUGAUGGUGAAUAGAACAACAGAGAGCGGAUUUACCCCCCUCCACAUUGCGGCUCACUAUGGCAACAUCAAUGUGGCGACACUGUUGCUCAACAGAGGGGCAGCUGUAGACUUCAAGGCCAGGAAUGAUAUAACACCUCUGCAUGUAGCAUCCAAACGAGGAAACACCAACAUGGUGCGGCUGCUACUGGAGAGAGGGGCGAAGAUCGAUGCAAGGACAAAGGAUGGUUUGACUCCUCUCCACUGUGGUGCCAGAAGUGGCCAUGAGCAGGUGGUGGAGAUGCUGCUGAACAGAGGAGCUCCAAUACUGUCCAAGACCAAGAAUGGUUUAUCUCCUCUUCACAUGGCGACGCAGGGUGACCACCUGAACUGUGUCCAGCUGCUGCUGCACCACGAGGUGCCUGUAGACGAUGUGACGAAUGACUACCUGACGGCUCUUCACGUGGCCGCACACUGCGGUCACUACAAGGUGGCCAAGGUCAUUUUGGACAAGAAGGCUAAUCCCAACGCUAAGGCACUGAAUGGUUUUACCCCUCUGCACAUUGCCUGUAAGAAAAACAGACUGAAAGUGAUGGAACUGCUUCUGAAGCAUGGGGCGUCUAUACAGGCCGUCACAGAGUCUGGUCUGACGCCGAUCCAUGUUGCUGCGUUUAUGGGACAUGAAAACAUCGUCCACCAGCUGAUCAACCACGGGGCUUCCCCCAACUCGAGCAAUGUGAGAGGUGAGACAGCGCUGCACAUGGCAGCGAGGGCUGGACAGUCUGAUGUGGUCCGAUAUUUGAUUCAGAACGGAGCCCAGGUUGAUGCCAAGGCAAAGGAUGACCAGACUCCGCUGCACAUCUCAAGUCGUCUCGGUAAACCCGACAUCGUGCAGCAGCUGCUGACAAAAGGAGCAUGUCCAGAUGCCACCACCAACUCUGGAUACACACCUCUGCACCUGGCUGCCAGGGAGGGACACCGAGACGUGGCUGCAUCUCUGCUCGAUCAAGGCGCUAAUCUGAGCAUUACUACAAAGAAGGGUUUCACUCCUUUACAUGUUGCUGCAAAGUAUGGAAAGAUAGAGGUAGCCAACCUGCUGCUUCAGAAGAACGCUCCAGUUGAUGCUUCUGGAAAGAGUGGACUAACUCCACUGCAUGUGGCAGCACACUAUGAUAACCAGAAGGUGGCACUGCUCUUGCUCAAACAGGGAGCUUCACCCCACGCUGCUGCCAAGAACGGUUACACUCCGCUUCACAUCACGGCCAAGAAGAAUCAGAUGGAGAUCGCCACCACCUUGCUGGAGUACGGCGCCUCCACCAGCACGGUGACGCGUCAGGGCAUCACUCCUCUGCACCUGGCAGCACAAGAAGGAAACGUGGACAUAGUGACUCUGCUGCUGGCUCGAGACGCUCCUGUUGGCUCCAGCAACAAGUCUGGUCUGACUCCACUCCACCUGGCUGCCCAGGAAGAUAAAGUCAACGUUGCGGAGGUGUUAGUUAACCAUGGAGCCUCCAUAGACCCUGAGACCAAGCUGGGAUACACCCCUCUCCAUGUGGCCUGUCACUAUGGUAACGUGAAGAUGGUAAACUUUCUGCUCAAGAAUCAGGCAAAGGUCAACGCAAAGACCAAGAACGGGUACACACCUCUGCAUCAAGCCGCUCAGCAGGGACACACGCACAUCAUCAACCUGCUGCUGCACCACGGGGCCUCGCCCAACGAACUCACUGCCAAUGGGAACAGCGCCCUGUCAAUCGCCAGGAGACUGGGCUACAUUUCUGUAGUUGACACACUCAAAGUGGUCACAGAGGAGACUCUAACCACUCAGACUGUAAUAGAGAAACACAAGAUGAACGUCCCAGAGACCAUGAACGAGGUGCUGGACAUGUCUGACGAUGACGUCUGUAAAGCCAAUGUCCCAGAAAUGAUCACAGACGACUAUUUUUCUGAUGUGGAAGAAGGUGAUGAUGCAAUGACGGGGGACACAGACAAAUAUCUGGCCCCCCAUGACCUGAGGGAACUGGGGGACGACUCGCUCCCACAGGAGGGCUACAUGGGCUUCAGCGUUGGAGCGCGGUCACAGAGUACCAAAGUCAGCCUCCGUUCCUUCAGUUCUGAUAGGUCCAACACGUUGAACCGGAGCUCGUUCACGCGGGACAGCAUGAUGAUCGAGGAGAUCCUGGCCCCCACCAAGGACCCGAUGCUCUGUAAGGAACGAUCUUUCAUUGUAGAGCAUCGCAAUAAGCAUCUGCUGACUGCCAGGGAUGCAGACAACGACUCCCUGAGGAGGUACAGCUGGACCGCAGACCCACUAGAUAACGUCAACCUCGUCUCCUCGCCGGUCCACUCUGGUCUUUCCUCUCCGCUCCCGCAGUACGACAGCAGGUUCCUGGUCAGCUUUAUGGUCGACGCCAGAGGCGGCUCGAUGAGGGGAAGUCGGCACAACGGGAUGCGCAUCAUCAUCCCACCGAGAAAAUGCACAGCCCCCACCAGGAUCACUUGUCGUCUGGUAAAAAGGCACAAGCUGGCCUCCCCUCCUCCGAUGGUGGAAGGAGAAGGCUUGGCGAGCAGACUGGUGGAGGUUGGACCGGCAGGGGCUCAGUUUUUAGGGCCUGUGAUAGUAGAGAUCCCACAUUUUGCCUCAAUGCGGGGCCAGGAGAGAGAGCUGAUCCUGCUGCGCAGUGAGAAUGGAGAAUCCUGGAAGGAACAUCUGUAUGACUGCAAGACCACUGACCUCAAUCAGCUUCUGAAUGGGAUGGAUGAAGAACUAGAUAGUCCUGAGGAGCUGGAGAGGAAGAGGAUCUGUCGCAUCGUCACUAAGGACUUUCCACAGUACUUUGCUGUGGUGUCCCGGGUCAGACAGGAGACCCACCAGAUGGGACCAGAGGGAGGAACUCUCUGCAGCCGGAGCGUCCCAUUGGUCCAAGCUUCCUUCCCCGAGGGGGCGUUAACUAAGAAAAUCAAAGUGGGAUUACAGGCCCAGCCCAUUCCUGAGGACACUGUGAAGAAAAUCCUUGGGAACCGAGCAACCUUCAGUCCCAUUGUUACCGUGGAGCCCAGAAGGAGAAAGUUCCACAAGCCCAUCACCAUGACGAUCCCAAUACCACCACUCUCAGGGGAGGGGCUUACUAAUGGUUACAAAGGAGACAGUACACCUUGCCUCCGCCUCCUCUGUAGCAUUACAGGUGGUACAUCUCCAGCACAGUGGGAGGACAUCACUGGAACAACUCCCCUCACAUUCGUCAACGAUUGCGUCUCUUUCACUACCAAUGUCUCUGCGAGGUUCUGGUUAGCAGACUGCCACCAGAUCCCAGAGACAGUCGGCUUGGCCACUCAGCUCUAUAGAGAGCUGAUCUGUGUGCCCUACAUGGCCAAGUUUGUAGUUUUUGCCAAGAUGAAUGACCCCGUGGAGUCCAGCCUGAGGUGCUUCUGCAUGACAGAUGACAAAGUGGACAAAACCCUGGAGCAGCAGGAGAACUUUGAGGAGGUGGCAAGGAGUAAAGACAUAGAGGUUCUGGAGGGAAGGCCCAUUUAUGUGGAUUGUUAUGGAAACCUGGCUCCUUUGACCAAAACGGGGCAACAGUUGGUGCUCAACUUCUACGCCUUUAAGGAAAACCGUUUACCCUUCUGUGUUAAGGUUAGAGAUCCGAGCCAAGAGCCAUGCGGUCGCCUUACUUUCCUUAAAGAGUGCAGGUCAACAAAAGGCCUUCCACAGACUGCCGUGUGCAACCUGAAUAUUACGCUUCCCGCAGUCAAAAAGGAUUCGGAGUCAGAUGCCGAGGACGAGACUGAAAAGCCAGAUCGACGUCAUACCUUUGCAUCCCUAGCCUUACGUAAGCGCUACAGCUAUCUGACCGAGCCUGCACAGACAGUCGAACGAAGUGCAGCAACAAGAACACUGCCUUCUGGUCACCCUCACAAACCUGUCUUUCCAACCAGACCUUACCCACCAUGGUCGACUGCUCCUAUUACCGUCCCUGGCCAAACAAGGCUCACAGGAGUGGGGGGUCUCCUCACCUCUGCCGAUUCACCGGCAGGCUCACCAGCUUGUGCUCCAUUAAAAUCUGCCUGGCAACUUUCAGCACCUUCACCUGCAUGUACUACAAAAGCAACCUUGGGAGCUUCACCACCACCACCUGCCUCUUCAUCCCCAGUUAAAUCAAUCGGCGACUUACCAUCCUCUCCCAUCAGGUCUUACAGGACUGUGCCUUCACCCAUUAAAACCGUUGUCCAGCAGGGUCCAUACCCUGCUCAUGGAUCUGCCAUCCUUGCGACAUCUGGAAGUAAACCUGCCACUGAUCCAGCUUCAAUUAAAAAUCUUGCCUCAGCAUACACAUCGAGGAUCCCUCUCAAUCAUUCAAUACCAAAUGGUUCUUUAUCUGAGAGUUCUUCAGCCAUUACUGGUUCUGUCACAUCCCCCAAAUCUCUAUAUAACUUCUACAGUUCUAAUCUGCCUUUUAAAACUGCCCUUGUGAACACUGCUGCUACAGAAGCCACCACCUUUUCUGCUGUAAAAAGCAACUCUAGUCUCUCAUCUCUAAAAACUUCUGUUGAAGCCACACUCACCUCCAGAGGAGGAAGGACAUCGAUUUCCCCUCUUUCGUCAACUGGUCAAACAACCAUUCCUUCCUCGGAGUUUUCUAUGAUGAAUGGAUCAGUGUCACCUGUUAAAUACCCAUCUUCCUCCUCCACCCCUUCUUCCCCUUCGUCACGUCUUCUCUCAGAGAGAAGCAGCAGUCUUCAGGAAAGGAUCCAAGCCACGACCCAUGCAGCAACUUCCAGUGUCAGUGCAGCCAUCAAUGAAGCUUUAGACUCUUACUCAGUCUCAGGUUAUGGGACACUUAGGUCUCUGUCGUCUUCACGCAGAUCUGCAACAGUAACCUCUGCUUAUGGUUCUCUGAGAUCAGGAACUGCUGUCUCAAGUCCAGCAGUCUCUUCUAAUACAAUGACUGUCCCUGUUUAUUCACUUAUCAAUGUCAUCCCUGACAGCCCUGUUAAACCAGGGCCAGGGUCUCUCAAAAUGGCCCUGCCCGAUUCUCCUCUUACCUCAUCCUCAUCCCCUUCAUCAUUCCCUUCAUGCGUUACUGGAACAAAAUUGAAAUCUCAGUUAAAAUCUCCUCCAUUUAUAACACCACCAGUAAUCCAUCCAACCGCAGCCUCAAAUCAGGAGAUACUGAAAGACGUAGCAGAAAUGAAACAGGAUCUUAUCAGAAUGACAGCUAUUCUCCAGACAGAUACACAAAUGGCUGCUAAAACUGUACAGACAUCAAACACUGGAACUCCUAAAGAGUCUAAGUUAGAAGACCAGGAGCCACAUACAUUAGUUGAGAAGGUAAAAAAAGAUUUAUUCAAAGUCAGUGAGAUACUACAAAAAGAUAUCAUGGCUGAAGGUAAGACCAUUGCAGGUAAGGAGACAAGUUCAGAGGAUGAGUGGGAAGAAUUUACUAGAGAUGAGAUUGAAGAGGCUCAAAGAAAUGCCCUUCAAGACUACUACCCUCAGUAUGGUGAAAACAAUCUUUUUAAGCAACAGUUGAUGUCUAACAAAGAAUUAGAGUUAACUAAAGUAGUAGAUUAUUUAACAAAUGAUAUUGGUGCAACUUCUCUGUCAAAAAUGGCAGAGCUGAAAAGUAAGUAUGAGGAUGAAGUGAAAAAGGAAGGUGAGGAAAAACAAAAACGAGUCCUCAAACCAUCAAUGACAAUACAGGAGAACAAACUUAAAAUGCCUCCGCCUGUUUCAGGCAUGAUCAGGUCUCCUUCAGAGAAAGACUUAAGCAAGCUUGCUGAGUCAUACCAAGGGUCAGACACAAUCUUGGAAUCCCCUGAGGAGCUUUCUCACGAGCAGGAUAAGAGUCCCCUGUCAGACAGUGGGUUUGAGACGAGAAGUGAAAAGACUCCUUCCGCUCCUCAAAGUGCAGAAAGUACAGGACCUAAACCUUUAUUUACAGAUUCCCCAAUCCCCCCUUGUGUAACUGAGACCAGAACGGAGGUUGUCCACAUUAGGAGCUUUGAUCAGCCAGAUGAUCUUUCCGAGCCUGCAUUUAUAGAGGAGACUGCAUGUGCUUUACCUCCUUUAGAGUCGGAAAGCCAAUCAACAACAGCUUUACAAAUGAAAAUGCCAGAAGAUGAUGCCUUGAUGAACAAAAGCAUGUGUCUCAAAGAGGAAACUCACAUCACGACCACAACUCGUAUGGUAUAUCACAAGCCUCAGUUAACUGAUGGCAAAGAGAUGUUAGAAGAAGCCAUGUCUGUCAGAGAUAUCAUGAAAGCUUUUCAAUCAGGUCGUGACCCAUCAAAAGAACUGGCAGGCCUCUUUGAGCACCAAUCUAAUCAAGACAUGGUUAAAGGUGAUGAGCUGACUCCCAGGUUUCUAGAUCGGGACAUUAAAUCCAAACCCAAAGUUGAAAGGAUAAUUGAGGUCCAUAUUGAAAAGGGCCACAGCACAGCAGAUCCAACCGAGGUUAUUUUCCGAGAAACAAAGAAACACCCUGAGCUAUACGUUUACAAAAGUGAUCGUGGGAUCAGGGAGCUUACUGAUUAUGAUGAGCCCCAGCAGGAAGAAGAAGAUUUUACUGCUGAAGAAUCUCUGCCCUCUUUCCUGGAAACUUCUCGUGUUAACACUCCAGUAUCACAAGAAGAGGACAGUCGCCCUAGUUCUGCCCAACUUAUAGGAGAUGACUCUUAUAAAGCUCUAAAACUCUUAAGCCAGCACUCCAUAGAAUAUUGUGAUGAUGAACUGUCUGAGGUCCGAGGAGAGUCAUAUAAGUUUGCUGAGAAAAUGCUUCUCUCAGAAAAGAUUGAAACAUCAAUGCAGUCUUAUUCAGAUGUAGAAGAUUCUUCAACAGUAGCUGAUAAAAACCAUCACAUUGUUUCUGAGGAAAAUGGUCGAUCUGAGGGUACAAACCAAGGGCAAGGAAGCCCCAAAAGGGAGUUUGUUUCGUCUUCAAAAGAUGGGUCCCCUAAAUCAGGUAAAUUCCUGCAAAAGGAUGAACCAUCUCAGUUUGACAAGGUGACAGUGCUCCAUUACUCAACAGAACCGGGCAGUCCAAAACAUGCUGUAUGGAUGAGAUUUACUGAGGACAAGCAUGAUAGAAGCAGGGACAAACUACUGUAUGAGGAUCGUGUAGAUCAGACAGUGAAGGAAGCUGAGGAAAAGCUCAGUGAGGUAUCUCAAUUUUUCCGUGAUAAAACAGAGAAGCUUAAUGAUGAGCUUCAGUCUCCUGAGAAAAAGCCAGUGAGACGACUGAAGGAGCCUAGAUCCUGGCCUACUUCAGCCUGCAGCAGUCCAGAAAAAACACAACAGAAACCUAAAGCAGGAGAUGAGGUGUUCAGUAAAACGAAACUUAAGGAAGCUUCAGUUGGUAAAUUUUUUGGUAGCUGCACAGAAGUUGAAAGUAAAAGCUCUAGCGUGCCAAACAGUCCGCAGAAAAGUGUAUUCUUCAGUACAAGUGAUGAUAAAGUCAAACAAGAACCAAAGACCACUGUAUCAGAACCACCUUCCCCUUCCCAUGUAACCUCAACAUCUAAGGUUAGUGCAGUGAGGAUGAAGUUUGAAUCUGCAGCUCAGAAGGCCAGUCAAAGUCAGUCUAGUCCUACUAAAGUUCCUCCACCAGUCCAACCAAAACCAUCAGUAAAGAAACUACAGGAAAGCAAACUUCCCAUUUAUCAGGUUUGUAAUGCAGGAAAAGCAUCAAAAGCACCCGAGACCUCAGAAGAACAUAUACAAAAAAAGUCUAGGAACAAAGAAGAUUGCAAGCCUGGCCUGAUACACACAUCUAAAAUUCCUACAACAGACAAACUCCCAAACAAAAAUGUAAUUGAACCCUCCCACAACAUUAGUGAAACUAAGACUGAUAAAGCUCCACUUAGAGGUCAAGAUAGUCAAUUUAGGGAAACCCAGGACAUUAAAGAAAGUAAUAAGAGACAUGCUGUUAGGACCCCCAAUGUUUGUGACAAUGACGGUAAAAAAUAUCAGCAAUCCCAAAAAAAUUUGUCAUUUAACCAAGAUGCAAAAUCUGAACUGCCAAAGAAGGAUGAAGAGGAACCACUAAACAAAAACCUUAGAAAAAAGACAGAAUCUCAGAUACCUGUAAGAACAACAGCCCCCUGUUUAGAUAACAGUCUCACAAAGAAACAGAUAACAACAAAGCCCUCACAGAUUCCUACACUAUCUAAACCUAAAAGUCCAGAUGUAGGCCUAGCAAAAACAGAGCUUACAUUUGAAAUCCUUGAUAAUUUACCAAAAGAUUCAAACUCCAAUAACCUACCUAGCCCCGGAGAAAUACUGGAAAAUGUAAUAACCCCUCCAGUUACUGUAACAACCAAAGAAAACUUUAAAGGCAUUAAAACAUUGCCUGUUUAUGUCCAGGUUGGCAGACAGGCAGAGAGGGAGGCUAAGGGAGCACUGCACACAGUCAAACAGAAGUCAAACUCUGCAAUUAGUCCCAUAAGCCCAGAGGAUGACACUUUAGAACAAGUUUCUUUCAUAGACAGUUCAGGUAAAAGCCCUCUUACACCAGAAACCCCCAGUUCUGAAGAAGUCAGCUAUGAUCUCACGUGCAAAACACCUGAUGGCUUUUUAGAAUUCAUUUCGGGCAAGCCAAGCCCCAUCAUGGAGGUGUCUGAGGACUCGGAGGAAGAUGGUCAAGGAAAUACAGUUUUCUCUUUAAAAGAGGCAACAAUUGAAAGUAAAACCAAUGUCCAUGAUGCACAAGCAGACCUUGUUAAUGCUAAUAAAGAAGAAAAUAAAAUUAAUGACAAUCAACAGGCGUUGCCUGAUAAUUUUAAGAUAGAAGAAACAAUCAUCAACACUGUUGGUGAAACAAAAGGCAAGGAGCAAGAAGAAAUGUCAAAAGACAAGGGCAUUGCAUAUAUUGAGUUUCCUCCCCCUCCCCCUCUGGAUUCAGCUUCAGAAAUUUCAGACACAGAGAGAAAGGACUCAUGUGCUUCUUCAGAGACAGAAACCGAAAUGAUGGAAGUGAAUUUACAGGAGGAACAUGACAAGCAUCUAACUGAACCUGUCAUACGUAUACAACCCCCUACGCCUGUGCCCCUUAGUACAGAUGACAGUCAAUCUAAUGCUGAAGACGAAAAUGAUGAGUCAAUCUUCCAACCAAUUCCUUGUAAGAAAUUGGCCUCAAAUGUUCCUGAGGAGGAAAAUAAAAAGGAGAAAGAAAAAGCACCUAAACCCAAAAGACAUGACAAAAAUGGCAACAAAGAACCUGGUGGGUCCGACGGCUCCACCAAUGGUUCCAAAGUUUCCAAUGGUAAAGUUGAGGAAAAUGACUGUGAACAAAAUGGAAAUGAUCAGUCAAUAACAGACUGUUCUAUAGCCACAACAGCUGAGUUUUCUCAUGACACAGAUGCCACAGAGAUAGACUCUCUUGAUGGCUAUGAGCUUCAAGAUGAAGAUGAUGGCCUGUGCGAGCAGGCUGACUUACGGCUUCUUGGACUUUCAGACACCCGGAGAGAUGUCUGGACAACAGACACAUUUAGGUCUUCUGAUCGGUCUUUUCCCCCGACCAAACUUGAAGUUAUUGAGGAGGAAAAGACACCAGAGGAAUUACAGAAGGACACUUUGAAAAAAGAAACAUCUACAUGUAAUGGAAAAUUUGAAAGUGUAAAUAAAGAUGAAGCAAAGACCCAGGAACAAAGACCCUCAGAAAAAGAGGGAUUUUCAGACUCUUAUUUUAGUUACAAAAUAGAAGAGGAGUUCAAUUCUCCUUUUAAGACUGUUGCCACUAAAGGGCUUGACUUUGAUCCAUGGUCAAGUAAAGGUGGUGAAGGAGAAAUCGUUGAUAUGGGUGGGUCACGUGACAACAAUGGGGAGCCAAAGCCUUAUGGACUAGCAGUUGAAGACCAGUCUCAGGCUACAACAGCAGAAACUACCCCUGCCCAAACUCCAACGGAUGAUAGCACCCCAACGAGUGAACCAAAUCCUUUCCCCUUCCAUGAAGGGAAGAUGUUUGAGAUGACGCGCAGUGGUGCAAUUGACAUGAGCAAGAGGGACAUGGUGGAGGAAAGGCUCCAGUUUUUUCAGAUUGGUGAGCAUUACUACUCAGCGGGAAGGUACAGGGUCAGGGACUUAGAGAAGGAUGCCUCCGCACAACAAAUGAAUGAGUUUAAUUCUCAUUAUACCUUAUCAGUCCCUCAAGUCUCCAUUCAGACUACCACUGUAGAGAUACCCAAUGUGUCUGGUUACAGCACAUGCAAAGAGCCAGCUUCCAACAUGGAGCCUAAAUUCUCCACUUUUAGAGCAGGUUUAACGCUAACAUCCCCUAACAAGUCAAAUAGCACUACUAAUACAAGCACCUUUAAUAACAGUAGUGAUGAAGUCUCAGGGAAUACUGUAGAUAGGUUUUAUAGUAUUAUACCAGACUAUGCAGAUUACUGUCAUUUUGAUACAAUGAACAUAGCAGAUAACUCUUUGAAGGAACAGUCAUAUGCUAUGGGAUACUACUCUAAAAACAAUACUUGUUCAGGUAUGCCAAAACCAACCUCAGAGAUUGAAAAUACUUAUCACCAAAGCCAAUAUUGUCCUUCAGCACCUUCACAACAGACAAAUAAUCUGCAAAAAAUGAGCAAUAAUACUAGUAGCACUCCAUCUAACGCCAGUUUAGGCAUUGCUCAAGUUGGCGGUAUUGUAUGUAGCAUGUUGUCUGCUUCAAGACCAACUCAGCGGGAGGUUAGUAGGACAGAUGCUUCUUCAAGUCAGCUGGAGCAACACUAUGCAAAAGGAAAGGUUGUUUCUAAUAUAGCAAUAUCAAAAAUGGCCAAAGGAGUCAAAGGCGGUAUAAUCAGAUCCAAGUUGCCCUUGAGGGUAGUUGGCCACAAUCUAUGCAGUCAAAGGAAUCAAGUAUCAAUGGGUAUUUUAAAAGAACAUGUUUAUGGAUUCUCUUUUAGGACACAUGAGAUUAAACAUGAAGUCAGGGAAAGACUGGACCCUUUUAAAUCUUUAUUUCCAAAAUCCCGAAUCCCUAUAUUGAAAGCCAUUAAAAACCCUUCUUGUUUCCAAGAGCAGAUGCUGGCCAAAAACAGUCCUACAGUUAGAGGAAAUUAUAGGGAAAAUGUUAAAAAGGGAAGAACUCAACCCCAAUACAAAAGUGAUAAUAGUUCAAUAGUCUUAAGGAACUCUUCAACAAAGGCUGUUAAAAGCAAGGCAGCCAACCAUUUAAAAAAAACUAAACUCAAGGAGGCUGAAACUAAGUUAGUGGGAAAAACUCUUCCCUCCAAUGAGGAGGGCUGCUUCCACAGUACUGCCAGGAACAAAUCCCUGUCAAAACCGUCUAGAGCUUCUAGGAGUUCCCGUCCUUCCUGCACUUCUACCUCCACCCCCACUUCCACCACCACAUCACCACCACCCACUAGAGAUCUCAGUCAGAGGCUGAGGACGAGCAAGCUGAAGAUUAGGUGGACACAUGGAGAGAAGAAGCGUGAGCAGAUGGAGGAAGGGAGUCAGGUUGAUCAACCAAACAGGACUCCUGUGAUGGAGAACGAGACUAGCCCUCAAAGCCCAUGUGAGAGAACAAACGUCCGUAUGGCGAUCGUAGCCGACCACCUCGGCCUCAGCUGGACCGAGCUGGCCAGGGAGUUGAAUUUCUCAGUGGAAGAAAUCAACUUCAUCAGAGUGGAAAACCCCAAUUCUCUGACAGCACAGAGUUUUAUGCUACUAAAGAAAUGGGUACACAGGGAUGGUAAAAAUGCCACAACGGAUACUUUAACUGCGGUGCUGACUAAGAUCAAUCGGUUGGAUAUUGUGACUUUACUGGAAGGGCCCAUAUUUGACUACGGUAACAUAACAGGCACACGCUGCUUUGCCGAUGAUAACGCAGUAUUCCCGGAUCAGUCCGAUGGCGACCACAUUAUAGAUCUGGAACUGAAAACCCCAACAGAACUCAACUACGUCCCCUGUACCCCCCUACGCUCCGAUGAGUUCUUUAGUGAGGGUGAAGCUAGCAUAGCGUCCCCUAGUAGGACCACGUUCACCAGACCUAGUGACCUCUCGCUUGCUCAGACUACAAGCACCUCCAGCAGCGAACCCCCCACGGUGGUCCCAGCCCAUGGCUCAGAUCCUCCUAUUGCGGGGCCAGAAGAUACACUUCUGACUGCGGGAGACAGAGGGAUCUCUGUAGAGAUGCCAGAUAAUGACCGAAGGGCAGGGAACCAACAAAACGGAAGAGAGGAAGAAGAGGAAAUUACCCAGGAGCGACUGCGGAGUCUGUUGGAAGAUAUACAGCUGGAGGGAGGCGUGGAGGAAGAGGAGAUGACCGAGGAGAGAGUGAAUGCGAUCCUAGAGCAAGUACGGCAAGCAGAACAAAACAUUUCUUCGGUUCCAGGCUGGAGUGCCGAGACGUCUGGAGCCACAGCUGGACACAUCAGCAAAGACACAGAGAGCAGUCCCGACAGUCCGGCUGAUUCCCUGGAGCAGCUGCCGGCUCAAAAUGGAGGCCACACAGACAGGGAAGCAAAAGAAAAAGGAGCCAAGGGGAACGGAGCAGAUGAGGACAGUAGGACAGCGGGACCUGGCAGAGGACGGGAGGAUGGGGGUGAAAAAUCCCAGCACAAAGUCCAGGAAACCAUCAGAGCUGGUGAGUCCAGCUCUGAUGACGAGACCACCGUCACUACCAGGGUGUACCGCAGACGGGUCAUUCUCAAGGGAGAGGAGGCCAGAAACAUCCCAGGACAAACUGUUACUGAGGAGCAAUUCAUAGACGAAGAUGGAAAUCUGGUGACCAGAAAAGUUAUCAGGAAGGUGGUGCGUCGGGGUUUCAACUCCGAGGAAAGAAGGGAAUGUGAACAGCCUAAUAUAGCAGGGGAAGGAGCUUUGACUGUUGAUGUAGGUGAAGCAGAUGCUGCUGCAUCAGCAGAAAAUGUAGCAGCAGCAGGAAAUAAGGGCGGUAAGGGCAAGAAAAGAGGGAAACGCUCCCGACACGGACACAAGGAGGAAGCCCAGAGAGAGAAAACCCAGCCUGGAGACGGUUCCAACAAGAAGCACGGGGAAAAGAGUCAGUCAUAACAACAAAGCUCUAACAUAAACAUGGUUUUAUAGUCGUUCACAGCAGCUACACACUCGAAGAACAAAAAAAAACACCUGAACUGGAGUCCAUGAGGAAGAAGAAAGGCGUGGAGGCGUUUCAAGGCAGCCGACUCGUGUUAGAAGUAUUUUCCUACACCGCAUGGUUAACAGCAAGAUGAUGUUACUUUUCCUUGAUUUCGCAUGAGCAUGUCACUGAACUCACUCGCUGUCAGAAGGACAGAAGAAAACACACACAGGGGCCACUCACGGCUGUGAACGGGAACUUUCUCUCAUCGACGGCGAACGAACUGCAUCCGCAGCCAAAGAAAAGACCUGCUGACAGAACAGACUCCACUAUCUCAGACUCUCUACUCUACCGUGAUUUUUGUUUGUUUUCCUCCUGGAUCUGAAGCAGCUGCACCGGAGUGCACCAUGUGCUUCUUUUAUAAAAAUAAAAUCUAAUAAUAAAUGGGUGAUUUUCUUGUAUAUAAAUGACACUGUAUAAAAACAAAACAAAAAAACCAGUAGCUUCACAGAUUGUUUAUGCACUGAUUUGAGCUGGUAAGGCUUUGCAGAGUCUGUGCACUUAGCUGUGUGACCUGAUUUGCUCUUCCCUAAAUUAUGAAAAAAAAAAGGAGCAAAACAGCUCUAUGUGAGCGAGGAACGAAUGCAAGAAAACGAAGAGUGAUUUUCCAUGUCGGAUGUCUGUAAUGAACAGCUCCUCUGCUGUGGAAUGUUCUUCAGAGAAAUUAUAUUUUGCUGCAUGUUAUGGCACUGUAUUUUUAAUGUUUGCUUUUUUUUUUUUUUUCUAAUUUUAAAGCACUGUAAUACAAUUAGAGAGGGUUUGACAGAACUUUUUUCUGUUCAGACUCAUUAUAACACAAGUGUCUAUCAUCUGUGGCUCUCUUUGAUUUAAUAAACACGCUCCACAUUCAAGUUGUGGGACAAUAACGUUUCCCUUUGGAUCCAGUGAAGGACAGACGGUUUUGUCUGAUUUAACCUACAGACUGGAGUAUUAGCGCUUAACUGCUAGCAGCCCUGAGUAUGGAGGUGUGUGUGUGUGUGUGUGUGUGUGUGUGAGGGCGUGUGUGUGUAACACCAUAAACUUUAUUCCCAUCAUGCAAACUAUAGCUUCUAUGUCUACUGGUGUUUUUAACAAAGGGGACUAUUUUUAUGUUGGAUUUUUACAACUUUCAUCUUGUUAAUCUGUUAUUUACAUGAUUAGAUUUUUAUUCUCAAUCACCAAACUGUAACUGUAUCAACAGCUGGAAUCACACAAAUCACACUACUUAUUUGCUUUUAUUGUAAAUCUACUUCUGUGUUUGUUUUUCUUCUUUUCUUAUGUUGUUUUUUUUUUUUUUUCUCGCCACACACAUCUCUACCCGAUGCAUUCACUGAUAUUAAAUCUGGUACCAACAUGUAUAACAAACCAACAUAGCCAACCCUGGAUGAUUCAAAAUUAUUUAAACAAAAAAAAAUAAAUUGUGUUUUAACCAAA